UCUAGUCUCUCUUUACUUUAAUGAGGUCUUCAACUGAUGAUGGUGAAUUGAAAGCCUGUAGGUGAACAACACUUCAUUACCAAAACCCAAAGAAGCAGAGUAUCUUCUUCUUCACCAACGAAAACCGAGGAAGAAGUCUGGAAAGACAUUUACCAGUCUACCCUCACUGGCCACCCCUCCUACUCCUCCUUCACCUCCAUUUCCACCACCACCACCUCCUCCGCAACCAGUUUUGGGUGGAAUGACCUUUCAGGACUUCCUUGGUCGACGACCCAUCAGCAGCGACUACCCUUCCUCAAUCUCAACCUCGAUGAGUACCCUUGCCUCUGCCGACCACCCCAUCACAGCGCAUCAAUCCAUUACUACUUCUCCUCCGUCGCCAAUACCACAACCAGCCACCGCCUUGAGCCUCAGCCCCUUCCCUGAGUUUCGUUUCCUCGAAAAUAUCGAUGAUCCUCUCUAUAGGCCUCCUCCUCCUCUUCCUCUUCCUCCUCCACAAUUACAUACCUCAUCCUUAUCUACCUUGGAAGCUUUCGCUUGUUCCCCGGGUUUGUCUCCCUUGUGCAGCAAGAAAAGGGUUUCGGAUUCUGAUGAUCAUAGUUCCAGCAAUCAACACCAUAAGCGUCAGAUCAAGAACAGAGAAUCAGCUGCUCGUUCUAGGGCCAGAAAACAGGCUUAUACGAACGAGUUAGAGAUUGAAAUUAACAAUUUGAAGAAAGAGAUUGAAAGGCUGAGACAAGAGCAGGAACAUCAAAGACAACAUCAACAGCAGCAGUCAUCACUCUUAGGAAGAGCAACAACUCAACUUCCAAAAAAGCACACGCUCUAUAGAACCUCAACAGCUCCGUUUUGAUAAGUGUAUGCGAUGCACAUCCCUUUGACUAUGCUUCUUCUACUCUAGAAGAUUACAAGAACAAGAGAUGAGAUGGGUUUCUUGUAAGAAAAAUAGGUAUCCAAUAUGUUUUACCCAAAAAAAAAAAAAAAUGUUGUGUUUGUGGUUCUUGUAAUAAUCGUACAAAAAAAAUUGGUUAUUGUAAUAAUAGUUUUAUGCGGGAAGAGGGUUUAUGGUUAACCAGGAAAUUUGCUUUGGUGGGUUACUUAUGUUACUAAGUAAAACUUCUACUUUAUUAAAUCCUUUUGCUUGUUCUUUG
This is a messenger RNA of Macadamia integrifolia, 1151 nucleotides long. RefSeq names its product protein FD-like. Gene Ontology annotation, molecular function: DNA-binding transcription factor activity. Lineage: Eukaryota; Viridiplantae; Streptophyta; Magnoliopsida; Proteales; Proteaceae. The transcript has 3 exons. Gene Ontology annotation, cellular component: nucleus. The record is from RefSeq and is a predicted model, not a curated record. Bases 242 to 853 code for a protein of 203 amino acids. Gene Ontology annotation, biological process: positive regulation of DNA-templated transcription.